Molecule: messenger RNA, 2504 nt
Organism: Micromonas commoda
Lineage: Eukaryota; Viridiplantae; Chlorophyta; Mamiellophyceae; Mamiellales; Mamiellaceae
Gene: PGI
Product: phosphoglucose isomerase
Exons: 2
Coding region: 1-1797 (598 amino acids)
Biological process (GO): glucose 6-phosphate metabolic process; glycolytic process; gluconeogenesis
Cellular component (GO): cytosol
Molecular function (GO): monosaccharide binding; carbohydrate derivative binding; glucose-6-phosphate isomerase activity
Source: RefSeq, a predicted model, not a curated record
AUGGUCGUCGCGCAGGGCGUUCCCGACGUCUCCGUCGACGACGCCCCCGCGCUCAUCUCCACCACCGACGCGUGGAAAGAUCUCGCCGCGCACAAGGAGGAGAUCGACAAGACGCACCUCAGGGACCUCAUCGAGGACCAGAAGCGAUGCGAGGCUCUCACCGUCGAGUACAACGGCGUGUACUGCGACUACGCCAGGCAGCGCGUCACCGAGGAGACGAUGACGAAGCUCUACGAACUCGCGGAUGAGGCGAACCUCAAGGGCAAGAUCAACGCCAUGUUCUCGGGCGAGCACAUCAACUCCACGGAGGACCGCGCCGUGCUCCACGUCGCCACGCGCGCCCCACGGAACAAGGUGAUCAACGUCGACGGUAAGAACGUCGUCCCCGACGUCUGGGACGUCCUCGACAAGAUCAAGGAUUUCACCGAGAAGGUUCGCAACGGCGAGUGGCUCGGGCACACCGGCAAGCCGCUCACCUCCGUCGUCGCCAUCGGCAUCGGCGGCUCCUUCCUCGGUCCGCUCUUCGUGCACACCGCGCUGCGCACCUGCGGAGAAGCCGCGGAGGGCGCCAGGGGCAGGCAGCUUCGUUUCCUCGCCAACGUCGAUCCCGUCGACGUCGCGCGAUCGCUCAACGGCCUCGACCCCGAGACUACGCUGGUCGUGGUGGUGUCCAAGACGUUCACCACCGCGGAGACGAUGCUCAACGCGCGCACCGUGCGCCAGUGGAUCAUCGCGUCCCUCGGCCAGGAGGCUGUCAAGAAGCACAUGGUGGCGGUGAGCACCAACCUCAAGCUCGUCGGCGAGUUCGGCAUCGACCCCGACAACGCGUUCGCGUUUUGGGACUGGGUCGGAGGUCGGUACUCCGUGUGCUCCGCGGUGGGGAUGCUCCCGCUGUCGCUCCAGUACGGUUUCGAAACGAUGGAGAAGUUUCUGGAAGGGGCCUGGAACAUCGACGAGCACUUCGCCACCGCGCCGUUCGAGGAGAACGUUCCGGUUACGCUCGGGCUGCUCUCCGUGUGGAACGUCUCCUUCCUCGACUGCCCGGCGAGGGCCAUCCUGCCGUACACGCAGGCGCUCGCCAAGCUGGCGCCGCACAUCCAGCAGGUGGCGAUGGAGUCUAACGGUAAGGGCGUGUCCAUCGACGGGCAGCCGCUGCCUUACGACACCGGCGAGAUUGACUUUGGCGAGCCCGGCACCAACGGUCAGCACUCCUUCUACCAGCUCAUCCAUCAGGGUCGCACCAUCCCGUGCGACUUUAUCGGGAUCAUCAAGUCGCAGCAGUCCGUCUACCUCAAGGGCGAGAUCGUCUCCAACCACGACGAGCUCAUGUGCAACUUCUUCGCGCAGGCUGACGCCCUCGCGGUGGGCAAGACGGCUGUGCAGCUGAGGUCCGAGAACUGCCCGGAUUCCCUCAUCCCGCACAAGACGUUCACCGGCAACCGCCCGAGCCUCUCCAUCAUGCUCCCCGCACUGAACGCGUACACCACCGGUCAGAUCCUCGCCAUCUACGAGCACCGCGUGGCGACCCAGGGUUUCAUCUGGGGACUCAACUCGUUCGACCAGUGGGGCGUCGAACUCGGCAAGGUGCUCGCGUCCAAGGUUCGCGCCACCAUGAACGAGAAGCGGACCAAGGGCGAGAAGAUGAGCGACAAGGACGGCUUCAACCCGUCCACCACCGCGAUGCUCAACAGGUACCUGGAGGGUAAGGCGCAGCUGAAGUACGCCGAGCCGGAGGAUGUGUUCCCGUGCGAUCUCAUCGACAGCGACGAGUGCAGGCCGCCCACCUCGUACGCGUGAGAAGACGUUUCGCGGGUGACGAAUAAAAAAGGCGGGUUCGCGAGAUUAAAGGCGAAACCGAGAAUUCUCGAUUCAUUUUGCGGCGAAGACGAUGACACGACGGACGUGUAAGGUCGUGGGUUUGCAGUCGGCGUGCGAGGGUAGUACUCGGGUCGGCGGGCGCCGCUCGGGGCUGUACUAGUAAAAGGUCUUUCAUUGUGAUGCGAAAACAAAGGUUUACGAUGUGAGUAUCCAUGAAUCCCGCACCCGCACAUCCUCGUCCAACGCGACCCUCACGCGAACGAACGAUCCGGCUCCGAUCGUGCUCACCCCCCCGCGCACUUGCUCGCGGGCGCCCUCGCCGGCUCCGGCUUCAGGUACCCCGCCUCCACCAGCACCCUCAGGUGCGUCGGGCACUUUCUCCGAAUGUACGUCUCGAGCUUGCCGCCGCUGUCCGUCAGCGGCGUCAGCCCGAGACGCUGCGCCACGUACGCGAUCUUAGCCUCCGCGUCCGGCACCUGCGACGCGUACGCGCACAACACCUCGACCUCGCACACCGCGUGCCCGAACGACGCGGCGUCCACGUCCACGGACGCGCCGUCCAGCUCGAACUUGGCUCUUUCCGUGGUGAACUCGGCAAACGGGACGACGCUGCACGACGCCAUCGCCGCGACGAGCGCGGCCUCGUCGUCGCUCGAGCCGUCCUCGGGGUUGUGGGCGCCGAGGGC